This is a messenger RNA of Symbiodinium natans, 2898 nucleotides long. The record is from the annotation of a GenBank genome assembly. Lineage: Eukaryota; Dinophyceae; Suessiales; Symbiodiniaceae.
AUGGUCCAGCAGCAGGCCCAGCAGCUGCAGCAGAUGACGAAGGUGCUGGAGGGUGUUCAGAAGGAUGUUCGCCGCACGGUCUCCGUCAUGCAGUACAACAUUUUGGCCUCGUACCUGGGCAAGAACACACAACCUUGGUUUCUCUACGGUGCUGACAUCGAUGCGGAGGAGCGCGCGAAGAUCUUCGCCUGCUUCAACGAGCGGCGCCCGGAUGGCACGCCGAAGCACGCGUGGCCAGACUACGUGACAGGUAUCCUCAGCGCCGAGGAGAUCGCGGAGGUGGAGCGGUACGACGCCUUCUUCAGGUGGGACUUCCGGCGGCAGAAGCUUCUGGAGCAGAUUGGGAUCAUGGAUCCGGAUGUUCUGUCCCUGGUGGAGCUCGAUGACCACGAGUUCUUUGCCGACUGCCUCAGCGACGAGUGGGACUCGGUCUUUCGAAAGCGGCCAAGGGCCUCGUCUGCGGAUGGAUGUGGCAUCUUCUGGCGGAAGUCCAAGUUUGAGAAGCUGGCUUCCGAGGGCUUCGACAUGGUCGAUGGCAACGACGACAAAGGCCGCGAGAAGCGAGACCGGAGCUGCGUGAUGGUGCUGCUCAAGUGGCGUGUUGCCAACCAGCACAUCUUGCCGCUGGUCGUCGUGUCCACGCAUCUUGCCAAGGAUCCGUACAACAAGGCGCAGACGGCCAUUCGCGUGCGGCAGGUGACACAGAUCAUGGCCAGCUUGACCGAGUUCACCGCCAAGCACCAGGCCAGGCACUGCCCAGUGGUGCUGCUUGGGGACCUCAACGCACGCCACUUCGGGGAGAUCCGGGGGAUCGCACGGACUGUGUGGCAGAUCAAAGGGGAGCCCGUGCACAAGUUCCUGUGGGGCGCCACAGACGUCAACACGGGACCAACGUCCGUGACGAAGGCACGGCACUGCCGCAUCGACGUGGUCCAGUACCUCAGCAGCCAUAUGGAGGCCGCAAGCGCGCAAACAACGUCACAUGGCAUUACGCAGAAGAGGUCAGCUAGUGGCCAGGUGCUGGACGUCCUACCUGUUCCGAAGCUGGACCCCGGGGAGGCCGCGCUGACCGCUCGUCACUGGCACCUCACUGACACCUGUUGUCACUGCAAUGUCACUACAAUCACGACGCUGCCCGGCCGUGGCACAAGAUCUGCUGCGCAUCGCGCAGCCCAAAGCUUCCCCCUUCCAGAAUACGCUGACUGGUAUUUGCGUUUGGCAAGGGCGAAGGUUGCAAAGCAAUUCCACACUGUGAUUUUCGUGUGGCAUCUACGCGCAACUUAUGCACAUUUGCUAUCGCACACUAUCCGUGUGAGAUGCUAUCAUGUUUCGGCCAGUGCCAUGGCUAGCCACACGCUUCAGUGGAUACAGCGUCAUGCCAAAGACCGUUGGGUCCAGCGUGCCCACGAGCAGAUGUACAGGUCACGUGCCGCCUUCAAGCUCAAACAGCUGGACGCGCAGUUCAAGUUCUUGAAUAGGAGUUCUGUCGUGUUGGACCUGGGCUGCUAUGCGGGUGGCUGGUCGCAGGUGGCAUUGCAGCGUACCGCAGGGCAUCGCGGCGGCGCGCUGGUGAUUGGCGUGGACAAGGUCAUGAUGGAGCCCCUGGAAGGGCAGCAAUUCGUUCAGGGGGACAUCGACCACGCUGCCACCAUGAGGCAAGUGGAGUCGCUCCUCUGCGGGCGCCAGGCCACGGUGGUGCUGUCGGAUCUGGCCCCGAAGAUGAUCGGGAACUCCAUCGACGACCACCUUGCCUCAGUGGAGCUGAGCAAGGGGGCCUUGCGCUGGGCCCUGAAGUUCCUCAGGGCCGAAGGUUGGUUCGUUGCGAAGGUCUUUGCAGGAGGGGCGCUGGACGGCUUCAAAGCACAGCUUGCGGAGCACUUUGCCAAGGCCGCGUGCUGUGAACAUCUCACCUGUCCGAACAGCCAAGCCGAGGGCCUCGAGGAGCGAGAGCGUGGAGGUCUACCUCGUUUGCUCGGGCUUUCUUGGCCGGCUCUGAGGCAAAACCCCCUGAGCAAGAAAGCAGCUGCAGCUGGAUCACAGCUGAAAGUCAUGCUGGAUCUGGAAGAGGCAUCGCUGCCGCGAUGGGCCUUCGGCCGUUUCCGUGUCAUUCCCAAUGCAGAGCAUCCCUCGGACCACUUCCCCGUCUUUGUCACCUUCAUUCUCAAGGAUGGCUACGAGAAGCACCGCGACUGUGCCAGGGCGUGGUUGGAAUGCGUGGCGGGGCGUGAGAAGGUGCACCCGCUGACGGACGAGGAGCUCCGGGACGCCUUUGAGUUCUUCGACCGCGACCGGCAAGAGUGCAUCCAUCGCCGAGAUUUGGAAGAAGCCUGUUUGGACCUUCGCUGCAACUUCCAUGUGGAUGUGCCGAAGCUGUUGGUCGACUGCUUCCCCAACAAGCAGAUUUCCUUCCAGAACUUCUUGCGUGCCUACGAGGCUUCCUUGCGCUCGGACCGGCUGCGGGCAGUGGGCGACCUUGAGUGUGCCUUCCGCUACUUUGCGGGCGAGAAGGAGUCCAUCGAGGUCGACACCCUUGAGGCUGCCUUCCGUGAGAUUACUCCAAUUAGCUUCUCCGACGAGGAGGUGAAGGACAUGAUCGGCCGCGUCUCCCAAGAUGGAAGCCCUUGCGGCAAGGCUUCCGUGCACCUCAAGGAUUUCUGCGAGGUGGUGUGCAGAGCAACCUUCCCGAACCGCGAGGUAGUUGUGUCCACCGGGACGGAGUCGCGGACCUUUAGCCAGCGCUCCCCCACCAAGGAAAUCAGCACCCGCUUGAAGAUUCUGCACAAGACAGUCUCUGGCCAAGGGUUCCAGGACCUUGACCGCAGCAACAGCAAAGGCUCUGUAAUUUCAGAAAUGCCCCUCCGCAUCGACAAGCACCUCGCGCCACCGGUGAUGCACUGA